UGCAGUUUGGUAACUACUAUGAAAGUUUUAUUGUAAAUAUGAAAGGCCAACUUCUAAGAUACACCAAGACCCUCUCUCUUGUAACCAUGCUAGACCUCUCAGGGAAUAACUUGAGUGGAGAUCUUCCUAUAGAAAUGACAAACUUGUUGGGUUUGAUCGUUCUCAACUUGUCAAGAAACCAUUUCACUGGUCACAUUCCCAAAAGCAUUUCGAAGCUGAAGCAAUUGUCUUCUCUUGAUCUCUCAAGUAAUAGGUUCUCUGGUGCUAUUCCUCAAAGCUUGGGGUCACUCUCAUUCCUGGGGUAUCUGAAUCUGUCAAACAAUGAUUUGUCUGGUCCUAUUCCUUAUAAAGAUCAGAUGGUCACGUUUGAUGCAUCCUCUUUUGCUGGAAAUGUUGGCCUUUGUGGUGGUCCACUUGCUGUAAAAUGUCCAGGUGAUGACAAAAAUGGGAAACCGGAUAAGGAAUGGAUGACUCCCAUGGAUACUGGUAAUGGUGAGAGCUUCACUGAUAAGUGGUUUUAUUUGAGCAUUGGAUUGGGAUUUACAGCUGGAAUUGUUGUCUCGUAUUUGAUAACGGCAAUGAGAAAACCGUGGAGCGGAGCCUACUUUGAUGUUGUUGAUAAAGCUAUGGAUAGAAUACUAUAUCUGUGGUUGAAAUAUGUAACCAUAAAGUAG
Ziziphus jujuba (common jujube) is the source of this 674-nucleotide messenger RNA. RefSeq names its product receptor-like protein 47. Gene Ontology annotation, molecular function: protein binding. Bases 39 to 674 code for a protein of 211 amino acids. NCBI's taxonomy places the organism in Eukaryota, Viridiplantae, Streptophyta, Magnoliopsida, Rosales, Rhamnaceae. The record is from RefSeq and is a predicted model, not a curated record. The transcript has a single exon.